Messenger RNA from Betta splendens (Siamese fighting fish), 3195 nucleotides. RefSeq names its product transmembrane protein 231 (gene tmem231). Gene Ontology annotation, cellular component: ciliary transition zone; ciliary membrane. The transcript has 7 exons. Gene Ontology annotation, biological process: cilium assembly; regulation of protein localization. The record is from RefSeq and is a predicted model, not a curated record. Bases 1272 to 2159 code for a protein of 295 amino acids. NCBI's taxonomy places the organism in Eukaryota, Metazoa, Chordata, Actinopteri, Anabantiformes, Osphronemidae.
GAGUGGGCAAGAUAGUUGGGUGUUGGUGAGGUGGAGGUGGAGAUGGAGAAUUUCAUCCCUAAAAAUAGGGAAACAGGUGCUGGAGUUGUGGUAGAAACAUCAGAAGAAGAAAUCGGAGUCAAACCUAAACCCACCUAAGUGUGUUUGCAGUGGAACUGGUUGCAAUAAGGGUGGCACUGAGGUGGGUGGAAUUUAAAGGGCUGAAUAAGUUGUUAAUCUGCAGUGACUCUCUGUCAGUGUUGCAGUCGCUGCAGGGGAAAAGAGCAAAGUACCAUCAGGAGGUGUUAUUUGAUGUUAUGGAAUUAAGUAGAAACAAUAAUAGGGAGAUGGUUCAGGGACACGUGGGUAUUAAGGGGAAUGAGUGGGUGGACAGGGUGGCAAAAAGAGCAACAGAGCAGGAGGAGGUUGUGGAACAUGUUAAAUUGUCAAAGGGUGAAGGGAAAAGCAUAGUAUGGGUGAAUAUUGUGAAGGAGUGGCAGGAUGGUUGGGAUAAAGACGAUAAAGCUUUAAAGUAUCAAAAAGAAUGUGAGAGUAGGUUGAGGACUAGGUGGACGUGGGAGAAGAGAACAGGUUAUUUUAAGUAGAUUAAGAAUUGGGCACACAUAUUUAAAGAGCACUUUAUGUUUGAUGGGGAGAUACGUGGAUGGGUGGUGUGAGUUUUGUGGAGGGAGUGGAACAUGUUAUAAUGGAGUGUGACAAGUAUAGGAGGGGAAGGGAAGGAAUGGUGAGGAGUAUGAGGGAAGCAGAAAUGAAAGAUGUGUCCUUGACGACUGUGCUGGAAGGUGAAGGAUUAGAGUUAGGGAUGGAAGCCUUGUUUAAGUUUUUAAAUGUUACUGGGCUAGGUAAAAGAAUGAGGGCUAGAAAUCGAUAGGUGGCGGUAGUGCAACAAUGUGGAUGCAAGCCGCCAUUAAACACAACGGAAGAAGAAGAAGAAGAAGUUGUUGUAGUAGUAGUAGUAGUAGUAACGCGAACGCACCAUGACAUCCAUGGUAACGACGAGACGCUGAAACAUGGCGCGGAGCAUGGUACUUGGCUAAUGUAGGACGCAAAUGUAAACAGCGUGUUAUACAGAUCCAGGAGCGAAUCAUUUGGAUGCUACUUAACUCGUUUAUCUAGGUUGGCUGACCGCUACGUCUGUGAGCGUUUCCUCACGUUAGCCCUCCCUACAUUUACAUCGGUUGAAGACGGAGAAGUAGCUACAGUAGCUAGUCGGCUUGUACGCUAACGCUACACAACAGCCCCCUUAACGAGCGUUGAUCCCGUCGUAACCCAUGGCUUUCUAUGAAGUCUAUGCUCACCCGGCUCUGAUUCGGUACAAGACAAGUGUUUGUACUAAAGCUACACUGUUUCUCCUCGUCAUGCUGUGCCUCACCUACAUCCCACCCCUGCUCGUCGCUUACAGGAGUCAAGGCUUCUGGAUAAAAAGAGGCACGUAUGAGGAACAGCCGGUUGUACGGUUCCAGUACCAGACUCUGCUGGUCGCAGCAACAAGUACUGCGGGAGACUACGUCGCCUGGAGCACAUACCCCUACUUUAACAACAUGCUUGGAUCAAACCUCCAGAUCCCUGCUGUCUCUGUCAGAGAGGAGGACCUGAACCAGGACGGGAAGAUGGACCUGCUGGUUCUUCAGCUGCAGCUGCCACUGAAACCAGAGCAACAGCGCAUGUCCACAGUGGUCAUGCAAAGCAUGGCCUACCUGCAGUAUUCGUCUCCAGUCCCCGGCGCAAAGCUGUUCGUCAGCGGAGACCUGAGGCUACAGCAAAGGACACCCCUGCCUCACCGUGGACUUUACAAUGCUUACAAUGUGUCGGUGAUCGAUGGUACCAGCCCCUUUGCAAGUGCAUAUGACCUUGACAGCAUAGUCAGGAGUUACCAGAAAAGAAACUUGACCACUGUACUGUCCUGUCCAAUGCCAGUCUGGACCGUGGGUCAAGCUGCUGGUUCGCCCUUUGAGCUUAAUGCAGAGAUCCGUUAUCCAGUGGAGCUCAUUAGCUACCGGCCCGGCUUCUGGGAAACUAUCAAGUUUGCUUGGAUCCAGUAUGUCAGUGUGCUCCUCAUCUUUAUCUGGGUUUUUGAACGUGUCCAGAGAUUUGUUUUUCAGAACCAUGUUCUAACGACUAUACCUGUUGGACCAGUGGGAAAAGCUCACCUGUCGUGAUUCAGCGGUGAUGCUUCGACCUCCAGGGACACGACAAACACUGGCUAAUGUUAAAUGGAUCAGUGACUUGCACAACAACAAGCGGUGUCAUUGUCAGUUUCAAUACACAAACAUCUGCUUAUGCUGCAACAGUGAACUGUCUGAAAACAACAGUUUGCAGAAUGAGGAUUGUUGUGUAUAAAGUAAUGAUUAUUGAGUUGAUAUUUACCAGUUAGUCCUCCCUCCUAUCACUAAGUGAACAAUUAGCCACUGUAUCUAUGCACAUCUACAUUAGAUUACAUUACAUUCUUGUAAUUUUCUGCAGUUUAAAGAUUAAAGAAGAAACAUUACUUUAUGCAUGUAAUCACAGUAAAUGCUGCAAAGUAUUCACUGUAUUGAGAUCCAAAUCUUUAUUAUUAUUAUUAUUAUUAUUAUUAAUAUGUACGUUUUUCUGCAUCUAACUAGUCCCGCAAACUUUCAGCUACAGAAACCAUUCAAAUAUUAAAAUAUUCAGCUUGCGUACAACUUUUUCAUUUUGAGGAAUUUUGAGCUUUUCCAUUAUUAGCCCCAUAUUUUUAAGCCAGAACUUCUGUCUUUAACUCGUCACAACAGCCAGUUUUUACUCUCUGAACAUUUUUUUCACUCGGCAUAGUCAUACGUGUCUUCUUUCUAAUGAUGUGUCCAGUCAGCCCCCAGAAAUCCUCACAUAGACUCUAAUGCAUUUGUCUAAGACUUUUUCAGAGAAACACAGAAAUACAAAAUUUUGAAAUUGCGACUGCCUCAAUGUUUGGUCUUCAAACAUAAAACUCAUACCAGUUGCUCAUUAAGGCCUUGGCAUUCAAAAAGAAAAAAAUAUUUUUUUUGUUAAGCUAUUAUGGUUUUGCUGUAACAAGCCUGUUUAGCAGGGGUUCAACUCUGUUUUCACAGCGCAGAAUGGAGCUGAUUUUCUCCACCUUUCCUUUUUUGAAUGGGUAAAUAUGAUUACCCAAUUACCUGCACAGGCUUCCUCUAUAUCCUUAGGUAGCAAUAAAAUAGCAAUAUUUCUGCUUUCAACUGA